This is a messenger RNA of Leguminivora glycinivorella, 659 nucleotides long. RefSeq lists its product as uncharacterized. NCBI's taxonomy places the organism in Eukaryota, Metazoa, Arthropoda, Insecta, Lepidoptera, Tortricidae. The coding region runs from base 84 to 596 and encodes 170 amino acids. The transcript has 4 exons. The record is from RefSeq and is a predicted model, not a curated record.
UGUGUUCGAUAAGCGUUAACAAAAGUAAUAAAACCACUGAUUUUGGAGACAAUAAUAAUUAGGUAUCAGUUGCCGUUGUAGUAAUGUUGUACUUGGUUGUGUUUGGAGCCCUAGUGGCGUUUGCCAGCGGACAAACCACACAGGUUACCCAAUGCAGACACAGUGAGGGCGAGGUGCCCAUAAACACAUAUGUCGGCGGAUGCGAUGUCCCGCCCUGCGGGCUCCCGCAAUUGGAGGAUGCCGUUAUUAACAUCGUGUUCAGAGCUCCACGCACAAUGCACAGCAUGACAACACUUGCAAUCGCGUACCUGCCGGGUUUACUGGGCAUCGAGAUCCCGAUCCCCUACAACCUGCGGGAGAAGGCGGUCACUUGCAACUUCCUGGACAACUCGUAUUGCCCGGUGCUGGAGGGAGAGGUGUUGCAGUAUACGUUGCUCAUGUAUAUCGAGCCCACUUUUGUUGUGGGCAUCGCUCCUACGAUCGAGUUCCGCAUCGCGGACGAGAGCGGCGAGUCAUUCCUGUGCCUCCGCGUGCCCGUCGUCAUCCUGCCGUCCAACACCCGCCGAGCAAACGCUACGCUACUAGAUUAUAACUAACCAUACUGUAACUGCAACCUGUGUAUGUUACUUAAUAUAUUUAUUACUUAAAAACAGAAUAAA